Messenger RNA from Didymosphaeria variabile, 2145 nucleotides. RefSeq lists its product as uncharacterized. The record is from RefSeq and is a predicted model, not a curated record. NCBI's taxonomy places the organism in Eukaryota, Fungi, Ascomycota, Dothideomycetes, Pleosporales, Didymosphaeriaceae. Bases 1 to 2145 code for a protein of 714 amino acids. The transcript is spliced from 2 exons.
AUGGCGCGCCGGAGUAACAGAAGCGAGAUGGAGGGCGUCGAAAAACCAACUUCUAGACCCGUGCCGCUUUCAGGUUAUGUUGCGUUUUCGACCCAGUCGAGUCGUAACAGGCUGAGAAAUAAAACCUGGCGCUCUGCGCUGCCUAGCGAUCUGGUCCAAGGUGAAGGCCUGGCAGGCUUCCACACUGACGAGUCUUCUUCGCCUAUCGAGUCCGUCGAGUCAACCCAAACUUUGCUAUCCGAAGGAGCCCCCGCUCGAUUGUUACCGCAACCCGCUCAGCCUAGAAGUACUCCAUUCGCCUUACCCAAGAUUCAGACAGAUAUCGUCCGACGCGAGGACGCUAUCCAAAUGGACUUCCUAAGUGAGCAACAUCCGGCAUCGCCAAGUGAGGGCAGCGACAACAUCAGCCCCACCGAUACUCGACUCCCUGCCGUCGAAAACCACCUGCGCCUCUUCGGAAAGCUGCCGGAUAUCAUUCGUCUACAAGAGCAGACUGGCGACUUUGACGGCCAGAUCGUGUUCAUAGGUCAUCCCAACCGCGACGUCUCCGCUCACCAGUGGCUAUCUGAUUCCUAUCAAUGGGUUCAUGUCGGCCUUUGGUCUCACACGCGCAAGAGGAUCGAAGGUUCGCUCGCGUCUGAUCGUCUGGCAACAUCUGGGUUCUCGUACAAUUCGAUUGAGUAUUUCAAAUUCGUCGCAGAGCAUCGCGAAUCCACGAUAAAGGAACACGGUCGUCCACAAACAGAGCCAGAAGCUGAUGUAAUCGAGCCUACACCCACGGAGGUGAGCAUCGAGAACAUCAGGAAGACACCCGCUCCCAGCUUCGCCGUGGCCUCUGUGCUUCGUACCGUCACUGGAAAGAAUCUAGAAGACCCGUUCAUAACUCCCGUCGAUCUUUCACCAGCUCCCAUGGCCACUUUCAGCUUUCGAGGUGGCGGUGAUACUGUUGGAUCGAUGGACUUCAAUUACGAGUUUCCAACGAAGCUAGGUACCCCGCUCAGGGAACAUCAGCAGAUCUAUGUCCAGCGAGAGCGAGCGCGGCUUGAGGCACUCCGUGGGCAAUCAAUUACCCAGCGCGAAAUGCAGACUCCUCUCCGCGAGGUCGAUUUUGGUGAGGAGGCACCCGGCCUCACACCUUCCCCGACUCGCAUUCCUGCAGGCCGGCAAGAUACUAUGCUAUCAGUUGGGGACAUGAACAGUCGAUUCCAAGCUCGGAGCAGGCUGGCAGAGCUAGGUCAAACAACUUCCCAACCUAGUCUUACACCCGAGCAGCGCGUAGCUGUUCCUGACUUCCCACUGAACAAUGUGAGUCUCAGGAAUUCGAUCCCUACUGGCCCAACAGUGGCGAAUCCUUACCGCGGAUUCUCUACGUUGAACGCUACAGCACCACCAUAUCGGAUGCCAACAAAGGAACAGACUGAGGCAUCGGACUCUUCCGCUACAGUUUUUCAUAAUCCUGCAUCUGCGACUGAUCCUGCACUACGCUUCAGCGACCCUGAUGGCAUGCGGCAAGAGCAUGUCCACCCGAUCGCGAAUGGUUUCAAGAAACAAGCUCCCACUAGGCAGAACUGGAAUGGCCCUUUCUUCGCUGACUCUAUGCCGACUGCGCACGAUCCGCUUGCGUCACUUUCUGGUCAGAUUAGUAACGAGCAGAAGCUCGUGGACUGGUACCGCGAUGGCCAGAGUGUCAGUCGACAACAAGACUUUGCCAAAACCCUCGUGACAGCAGCAUCGACGAGCAGCAAGGCUCGUAGCUUUGGGGCAAUCGGCGAAGGCUCCGCUAGGAAGCAAGAAUCCUCGAAGUACGCGAAUACCCAUGUUUUUGCCCGUGUGUACGAGCACCUUUCCGAGUAUGCAGAGGAAUCUCGUGCUGGUAGUGGAAAGAGUUACUUCACAAGAGCAUGGAAGCCUUCGCCCUUGCACCUUCGCGAUCUUGGUCCCGACGGAAACAAUAGCUUCUAUAGUGGCUCGUCAACAUCUUCGCCUCAAACCUCGCGUACCUCCCAUCGUCCCUACCAGCCAUACCGCGGGGACAGCACUCCGUGGGGUUUUGGUGGACUGUCGAGCAGCACGUUACCGUCACAAUACGGUCCCAACUCGGCUACCCCGGGUCCUUAUGGGGGUCCCUCUCACCGUGGCUUCUGA